This is a messenger RNA of Condylostylus longicornis, 3193 nucleotides long. Its product is annotated as chromatin assembly factor 1 subunit A-like. Gene Ontology annotation, biological process: nucleosome assembly. The transcript is spliced from 2 exons. The coding region runs from base 62 to 3073 and encodes 1003 amino acids. Gene Ontology annotation, cellular component: CAF-1 complex; nucleus. The record is from RefSeq and is a predicted model, not a curated record. Lineage: Eukaryota; Metazoa; Arthropoda; Insecta; Diptera; Dolichopodidae.
UUUUUGUAUUAAGGUGCCUUUUGAAGAACAAUAUUGAAAUAUUAUUCGUGUAAAUAAAAAUAUGGAUAAUAAUUUCACUGAGCAAGAAAAAACUACAAAAAAGCUGGUCCAAGCAAGAUUACCUUUUAAAGUUUUAUCCACAGUUGAAAAAAAUAAAUUAGUUGUAAAUUCGGGGGGGAAAUUAAAAUCAAAAGAUUUAAAUUCAGUUACAGAAAGUGAAGUAGAUGUUAAAGAUAGUGAAGUAGAUUCAAAAUUGAACAAUGAUGAAAUCAUUAUUUUAUCUGAAGAGGAUGAAGACAACGAAAGAAAUAAGGAUUCAGAGAAAUGUGAGAAUAAUACUAAAAGUAAGACUCCUGAUACGAAGCCAAAAGUAUUUAUUAAACUGCCUUUAAGUUCAAAAAAGAAAAGAAAAUCAAGUGCAUCUAAUUGUUCAUUUGAUGAAGAAAAAAAAAGUAUCCAAGAUAAAGCAGAAAAACAUUCUCCAAAGGUUGAAUCAAAUCCUCAUAAAAAAGUUAAAAUAUCUGAUUCUAUUGCAAAACCAGUAUAUGAUUCUACACCUAUUAUAAAUUGUAAGUCCUCAAAUUCAACAGAAUUUAAUUCUAAUAACAACGAACCUACAUCAAAUUUAAUCUGUGAUAAUUCAAAAACACCUGAAGCUAUGGAAAUCAAUUCAAGUAAUGAGUUGCAAAAAGUAGAACAGUCUCCCUGUGUAUUGAACAACAGUACUAAUUUAGAAGAAAAAAUACCUAUACCAGAAUCUGAUAAUUUCAAUGAAAAUGCUCAAGACAAAGAAAAAGAGUUAAAAUGCGAAGCUACGUCGGCAGACUGCGAGGAUGUAAAUUUAGGAAAAGAAAAAAACAAAUCUGAUGUAGGCCUACUUUCCGACAAGAACAAUGAAAGCUUUGAAACUUCUAUGAUGGAUACUACGACUUUAGAAGAAUCAGAAUUAGAGUCCAGCUCCUCGCAAGAAACUAACGAAGAUAAAGAUUUAAUCCCAGAUACUAAAACUUUGAAAGAUCAAAAUGUUGAAUCAGAUACAAAUACAAAAAAACUAAAUGUUUCGAAGCAAAACAGCAUAGCCAGAUCUUCAAGAAGUGAACAAAAACGAAAAGAAAAAGAACAAAAACGGAAUCAAGAGAGAAUGGAGAGGGAAGAGAAACGUCGAAAAGAAAAAGAAGAAAAGGAGAAAAAACGUUUGGCAGAAAUUGAAGCAAAAAAUGAAGAAAAGCGAGUUAAAGAAGAAGAAAAGCGUUUGAAGGAAGAGGAAAAACGUAAGAGAGAAGAGAUGAAGGAAGAGGACAGAAAAAGAAAGGAAGAAGAAAAACGUAAGAAGGAAGAGUUGAGAGAGGAAGAACGAAAAAAACGAGAGGAAGAAAAACGAAAAAAAGAAAUGGAGAAAGAAGAAAUAGAAAAUAAAAAAAGAAAAGCCGCUGAAGUUUUUACAAAAUUUUUCGUACCACGUUCGAAAGGAGUAGAAGACGGAAACUUAUCUUUUACUGAAAAAAAAGAAAACGUUAACUUCAUGCCGUUUCAAAUUAAAGAUGAUAUGAAGCUAGCCCCAAUUACCAGGACACAACUAAAUGUUGAACAAAAGAAUGUGAUUGACGAGUUUCUACAAAACGAUAAAGACAUCCCUUACUCUGAACUCUACACAGGAAAACUUAAAUCUGGCAAUUAUAAUCCAAUGAAAAGUGAGAGAACUUUUCCAAAAAUGGAAGAUGACGAUGAUAUAAUUAUUAUUGACGAAAUGCAUGGUAUCACUCAAUAUCUAGAUGAAACUUCAAAAAGUUUAAAAAAAUACAAAGCAAAAUUUUUACUAUUUCGCGAAAAUAGGAGACCUCCAUAUUAUGGAACAUGGAGAAAAAAAAGUUCAACAAUCACACCCCGUAAGCCAUUUGGAAUUGAUAAACAGAUAUUUGAUUAUGAAAUCGAUUCUGAUUUGGAAUGGGAAGAAGAAGAACCGGGUGAAUCUUUAAGUUGUAGUGAUGAUGAAAAGGAAUCUGAAGAUGACUAUGAAGUUGAUAACGAAUUUUUCGUUCCUCAUGGUCAUUUGAGCGAUGAAGAAAUGGAAGAAGAGGACAAAUCUCCAGAAGUGCUGAAAGCCAAGUUGAAAAUUUUACAGCAGGAAUUUGCUUGCGAAAUGAAAAAGAAAACUGAAAAGAUUAAACCUCGUCUGAUAGGGGUUGUAUGGAGUAAUAAGGACUCGACGAAACCGGAAACUUGUCCAAAUAUUGUAUGGGAAUUCCUAAAACAACAAGAAAUGAUUUUUAAAGACAAAGUUAGUAUUUCAAUUCAAAAGGACAACUCUGGUGAAACCUCAUCACCUGUACAACAAGAAAAGCAAAAAUUAAACAAACGAUCUGAAUUACCAGAAGAAUUUACCGCACCUCUAAUAAAACUUGUUCACGGAAAUACAAAUAAUAAAUUAUUUAUAAUUAAAGAAUUUCAAGCACAUUUAUCAAGACUAGAUUCCAAUUCAGAAAAUAUGCAUUUUACAAAAUCUUGUAUUAAAGAAAAAAUUGAAAAAAUGGCACAGUGGAAGGUCAUGAAAAAUAAAAAUUUAAAUAAGAAUUUUCUGUGUUGGGCGGUAUCAGAUGAAAAUUUGGAAAAAUAUGGCUUAGCAGAUUUAGAUAUAGAAAACAAAUGGAAAUAUAUUAUACCACCAAAAAACAAAAGAGAAAUUGUUGAAACUGAAGAAAUAAAAACUCCUAAACCAAUAAAUAAAUCAAAUGAAAAUACUUCUGUCAUCACAAAAUUUACAAAAAUUUUAACAAAAGAAGAAAAAGAGGAAUCAUUGAGCAAUAAUAAAGAUAAAAAUAUAAAAUCGUUAAAGAAAAGCUCUCCCACAAUUGGAAAAAUAGAUGGAUCAAAAGUAACCGAUGAAAUUAAACCCAAUGCAAUGAAAAAACGUGUUCCGAUAUUAUAUUCGGUACCCCGGGGUCAAAAUGUACCUGAAGCUUCAAAAAAGAUUGUUGUUGAUGAUUAUUUAAAACAACAAAACAAAUCUUCCACUUCAUUGCCUCAUAGUACUAUCAAUGUUCCCGAAAAUGAUGAUUGCAUUGUUCUGGAAUAGUUUAAUAUUCUAUUGUGUAUUGUUAGAAAUAUUUAUAUGUAUGAUGGGAAUUUGUAUUAUUCUUAUUCAAUUUAUCACUUAAGGAUUAGAUUUUUAGUUUGAAAAUAGUCUUUCUUACUU